AAGUGUCUGUGUUCGGUGUUGCAGUCCCAAAGUGCGGAAGUUCAAAAGUUGCAAAUGUUGUCUGGUUUAAACUCUUAUUAAUCUCUUAAAACAAGUUCCCGUGAUUCGAUUGUUAGGAUAUUGGUAAACUAUUAUUUCGGUGCAAUUCUUUCGAUAAAGAUUGAGUGUUUUCCGCUGCUGUUGUGGAUAUUACUGGAAAGCGCCCUUGACACCACGUGGUACACUCGAGAGCUGAGUGCAAACGUCAGCGUUGCAUGUGCAACCGUGCCCCAGCUCUACUGAAAAAACUGCUAGUCCGGUCGAGCGGAAGAGCGUCGAUAGCAGCAACAGUUUCUCCGCAGAACAGGAGGCGAUCAUCCUUCCAAUCAGCCCCAACAGUAGCAGCAAGAGCAGCAGCUAUGAAGUACAUUCUUGUUACCGGGGGUGUCAUCAGUGGCGUCGGCAAGGGUGUCAUCGCUAGCUCCUUUGGCACGUUGCUUAAUGCGUGCGGGAUUGCCGUCACAUCGAUUAAAAUCGAUCCGUAUAUUAACAUCGACGCGGGAACUUUUUCGCCGUACGAGCAUGGUGAAGUCUAUGUGUUGGACGACGGAGGAGAGGUCGAUCUGGAUCUAGGAAACUACGAACGAUUUCUAGACGUUACGUUACAUCGCGAUAACAACAUCACCACCGGGAAAAUCUACAAGAUGGUCAUUGAAAAGGAGCGCGUCGGCGAUUAUCUCGGCAAAACCGUUCAAGUGGUUCCGCACAUCACCGAUGCCAUACAAGAAUGGGUAGAGCGCGUGGCCAAAAAUCCAGUUAAGGACGGGAGUGAACCGCAGGUGUGCAUCGUAGAACUGGGCGGUACCAUUGGCGAUAUUGAGGGUAUGCCCUUUGUCGAAGCAUUCCGCCAGUUUCAGUUCCGCGUCAAGAGAGAAAAUUUCUGCGUCGCACACGUAUCACUGGUUCCGUCGCCGAGAGCUACCGGCGAGCCGAAAACAAAGCCCACCCAGGCAAGUGUCCGGGAGCUGCGUGGUCUGGGUUUGAGCCCCGAUCUCAUCGUUUGUCGCUCUGAGAAACCCAUUGGGCGUGAAGUGCAGGACAAGAUAAGUAACUUUUGUCACGUAGCUCCUGAACAGGUGGUAUGCAUUCACGAUCUCUCGUCGAUAUACCACGUUCCGCUGUUGAUCGAAGAGGCGGGAGUGGUUGAGUUUUUAAACGAGAGGCUUAAGCUGGAAAUUCCUUUGCCUAAGCCGGCGCGCCUCAUGCAGAGCUGGCGUGACUUGGCUGAACGUGUGGAUAACGUUUACAAGAAAGUCACCAUUGCAUUAGUGGGAAAGUAUACAAAGCUGGAGGAUUCGUACGCUUCAUUGUCCAAGUCGCUUCUGCACGCAUCGCUUGCCGUCGGUUAUAAGUUGGAUCUAAAGUUCAUCGAAGCCUGCCAUUUGGAGAGGCAAAUGAAGCAGGAAACGCCACACCUGUACUAUGAGGCUUGGCAAAGUCUCACCAAUAGCAAUGGCGUAAUUGUGCCGGGGGGUUUUGGGUCGCGUGGAAUGGAAGGAAAAAUUCGGGCUUGCCAAUGGAGUCGAGAGAACAAGAAACCUUUUCUCGGCAUUUGUCUUGGUUUGCAGGCAGCAGUAAUCGAGUUCGCUCGAAAUGUGUUAAAUCUAGAGGACGCUAAUUCCACAGAAUUAUGUGAAGAUGUUAAACAUCCACUUGUUAUAGAAAUGCCGGAACAUAAUCCCGGAUACAUGGGAGGUUCAAUGCGAUUGGGAAAACGAACCACGUUGUUUAAGGAAGGAAGAAGCAUUAUAAAACAACUCUACGGUAACGUCAGCCAAAUCGAAGAACGACAUCGCCAUAGGUAUGAAGUGAAUCCUAAAUACGUGGCACAAUUGGAAGCUAAAGGGCUCAAAUUUGUCGGCCACGAUUCCGAACAGACGCGAAUGGAAAUCGUUGAAUUGGAAAACCACCCCUACUACGUAGCGACACAAUUCCAUCCAGAGUACCUAUCGCGGCCCCUAAAGCCCUCACCUCCAUUUUUGGGACUUAUCUUGGCGUCUGUAGGCAAAUUAGACAGCUACUUGAAACAAGGAAAUAAGCUAUUGAACUCGGCGCCAAUAACGAGCGAGAGUUCAAGUGAUGAUGAUGGACAGUUGUAUAAGCAAAACCGACUCAAACUAUCGAAGGAACCAGUCCCGGAAGUAAAUGGCCUAUGCAACGGUUCGACAAAGCCUGUCACUAAUGGCCACCAUGAAGACAAUUGAAAAGCGUUGAUUGAUAAUCAACUUAAUGUUUUCAAAGGUUUUAUUCGCUAAAUAUUAGCCAUAUUUUCAAAAAGUAUUCACUCAAAGUGAAGAAAAAAGUAAGAAUAAAAUGGGGAGAGCAUUAGCAAA
Messenger RNA from Armigeres subalbatus, 2372 nucleotides. RefSeq names its product CTP synthase (gene Ctps). The transcript has 7 exons. Gene Ontology annotation, molecular function: identical protein binding; CTP synthase activity. NCBI's taxonomy places the organism in Eukaryota, Metazoa, Arthropoda, Insecta, Diptera, Culicidae. Gene Ontology annotation, biological process: pyrimidine nucleobase biosynthetic process; CTP biosynthetic process. Bases 255 to 2243 code for a protein of 662 amino acids. The record is from RefSeq and is a predicted model, not a curated record. Gene Ontology annotation, cellular component: cytoophidium; cytoplasm.